Trichomonas vaginalis G3 is the source of this 1458-nucleotide messenger RNA. RefSeq names its product Sec1/munc18-like (SM) proteins family. NCBI's taxonomy places the organism in Eukaryota, Parabasalia, Trichomonadida, Trichomonadidae. The record is from RefSeq and is a predicted model, not a curated record. The transcript has a single exon. Bases 1 to 1458 code for a protein of 485 amino acids.
AUGACUUAUUCUCCAUUAUCAUCGAAAAAUGUUCAAAACGGAACUAUUUUAUUUGUCGAUAACUUUGCUGCAGAAGCAAUUGCGUUGACAGGAGGAAUAAAAUCGGUAGUUCCAAAGGUUUAUUUAUCUAUUAUUUCUAUUGACAAACAUCCAAAAGAAAUUACAUCUUUAAUACAGCGUAUGACUGAAAUAGCACCAGGAGAACAUUUCGAAAUAUUUAUUGGCUCCUUAAUUUCUAAUUAUCGUACCCAAAUCACACAAAUAGCUUCAAUCGAAGAAUACGAUAUAACAAGAAUAUAUACAACAAAUAUUAACGAAACUGGCCAAUGUCUUCCAGAAAAAUUAAGAAAUAGAAUAGAAAUAAUCCCAGAUUUCUACGUUGAACUUGUUAAAAAUAUCUCUAUUUCAACUACGAUAAAGACAAAUAUCCUCGAACAAUUUGCUCAGUUUGAUGAAACUCAAGCUCCAAAUAUUAUUAACUUAAUUACAAGAUAUCUUAAAAAUAACGGCUCCCCACAGGUUAAAUGCUACAGUAUUGGCAAUUUUGCAGGCGAAAUUGCCGGAGAUUUCGAAAAGAAACGUCAGGGAAAUCCAAAUUCAGCUUUACUUGUUAUUGAUAGAUGUUACUACUCAGCACCAUUAUUUGCUGAUACAGAUUCCCUUUUAGAUACAUUUGCGAAGACUUCUCUCUUCCAAACAAUUUAUGAUAAAGAUUUAUUGAAUCUUGAACUGACAAAAGGUCCAAAAGAGCUCUUAACAUACAUCCAACAGCUUGUUGGAUCUAAGGAGCCAACCUAUGAUUCAAUUUGUGUUGCUUGGUCCAAACUUGAUGAUCCAAAGAAAAAUGAGAUCCAAUCGAAGCAUAAAAUCAUUGCUCAAGUAUUCGAAAACUUCAAAACAUCAAAUAAAAAGCAGUUACAAGAGAUGCUUUUCAAUGGAGAAGAAAUCGACGAUGUUUUGGACAGUGCUGCAUCGUUGAAAGAAUCUCUUGAUGUAAUUGGUGUUAAAAGAAUGUUUUCAACACAGUUAGACCUGGAAUCUCUCGUUCAAAAAGCUUUUAGCCAAAAUAGAUCUGAUGCAAAAAAUUUCUGUUCACCGCAAAAUGCCGUUUCCAUAUUGACAGAGUGCAGAUCCGGCUUUGAUAGAAAUUCUUCGCCAUCACUUAAGUCAAUUUUCACUUUAACAAAUUUAAUUAAAUCUUUAUAUAACAAUAAUGGAGAAGAUGAUCCAAGAAUCAAAUGUGCAGGAACAGGAAUGCUCAGCGGAUUCUUAAAUAGAACAAAACCUCCAACAAUCGGAAGUUUUAAUGAGAUAUUUGUUGUAAUUCUUGGUGGUUUGUCAUUCCAAGAAGUUUAUGAGCUUGGACAGCUUUUAAGUGCCUCAAACCAAAAGAAAAUCCAUAUCCUUACCGAUACAAUUUGUUCGACAAUUAAUAUUUUUAGUAAUAAGGAGCAGUAA